Mercurialis annua (annual mercury) is the source of this 1136-nucleotide messenger RNA. Its product is annotated as 36.4 kDa proline-rich protein. Lineage: Eukaryota; Viridiplantae; Streptophyta; Magnoliopsida; Malpighiales; Euphorbiaceae. The transcript has 3 exons. The coding region runs from base 1 to 1035 and encodes 344 amino acids. The record is from RefSeq and is a predicted model, not a curated record.
AUGAAAUUUCAGUUUUUAGAAACAGUAGCAUUCAUGGAUCAGUCUAUCGAUCUACGCUCAGUAGAUAAUUCCAUCAAGGAAAUAGAAAAACCCAUAAAGGGUAAGAGUCAGAACUCCACAAAGGAAGACAAAACAUCCAUAAAGAAAGAAAGAAAAUUACCAACAGAACUCAGAUCUAUUGGUUAUGUAAUUGUGACUAUAAGAAGAGGGCAUGGGCAUGCUAUAAUCUUCGUACACUCACUCCUCCCAAAAUCUACAAUGGCCAACUAUGGUCUCUUCAUUCUUCUUCUCAACUUGGCCACUUUGCUUCCUUCUCUUGCUUGCCCUACCUGUCCAAACCCAAACCCACCAUUUCACCCAAAACCACCGUAUUAUCCAAAACCACCUCAUCAUCAACCUCCCUAUAUACCAAAACCACCAUUUCACCCCAAACCACCUCAUCAUCAACCUCCCUAUAUACCAAAACCACCGUUUCACCCAAGACCACCUCAUCAUCAACCUCCAUAUAUACCAAAACCACCGGUAGUGCAGCCACCACCCUUUGUACCAAAACCCCCAACAGUGCAGCCACCACCUUUUGUACCAAAACCACCCGUCGUUUACCCACCAACACCUCCAAAGCCGCCUGUUACGCCGCCGUCUUCACCCCCAUAUAUUCCUAAACCUCCUGUAGUAACUCCACCAUCGCCUGUAAAGCCACCAACACCAGAAACUCCAUGUCCUCCCCCUCCUCCUCCUCCUCCGGUGCCAUGUCCGCCUCCACCCACAAAGCAUGAAACUUGCCCCAUUGAUGCUCUCAAGUUAGGAGGGUGUGUUGAUGUGCUUGGUGGACUGAUCCACGUUGGUAUUGGACACAGUGCUAAGGAUGUUUGUUGUCCAUUGCUUGAAGGAAUCGUGGACCUGGAUGCAGCUUUAUGUCUUUGUACUACCAUUAAAGCUAAGCUUUUAAAUAUUAAUAUUUUUCUACCUAUUGCUCUUGAUGUUCUUGUCGGUUGUGGCAAGCACCCACCUCCUGGAUUUCACUGUCCUGCAUAAGCUUUAUGCUUAGUCUUGGAUUCAUGGAGUUUUCUUCGCUACCAAAGCUCAAAUCAUGUUGCUAUCAGACAAUAACGAAUAUUAAGUUUUCUUUUUUUGAA